This is a messenger RNA of Daldinia caldariorum, 2765 nucleotides long. RefSeq names its product alpha/beta-hydrolase. The transcript has 4 exons. The record is from RefSeq and is a predicted model, not a curated record. NCBI's taxonomy places the organism in Eukaryota, Fungi, Ascomycota, Sordariomycetes, Xylariales, Hypoxylaceae. The coding region runs from base 545 to 2266 and encodes 573 amino acids.
AGCGCGGGGUGGUUGGUUGGUCUGCUGCUGCGGUGCUGCUGUGCUUCCGUGGCUUGCAGCUGAUUUGCGAAGGAAGGUCAUCUUCUUGCAUGUCUUGUCUUGUCUGGUCCUGCAUGUCUAGCGCGUGCUCUUUUUCGUCGAUUGUGUACAUGGUAUUUUCGAACAAUCCCUAGGAAAUACGACCUUCCUUAAAUAAUCAUUCGUUGCGCCUACGCGGAUAAUGCGGUUUCUACCUUAGAUACUUUAGAUUGCCGAGAGUGGAAUAUCUAGAAUUUACUCUGAGCAUUGCGGUAUACACUUUUUAUCAUUUUGAGGCAUUCACACCGCUAUGGACUAAGCUAUCAACCCCACCAUCGGUAAGGGGUUCUGGUUCUGGUUCUGGGCCUGUGCAGUCUUAGAUUUCGACGAAUUUGGAGUUUGCAAGGUGCCUAAAAGCAUCCCGAGUUGUUACGUAGGACUUAUCACAUCUACAACAAACACUGACAUUCCUCCACCAACUCCGGACCGCUCGGUGCUUGGACCUCCAGGCACGGCCACUCUCACGAUGGCGCUUUCGGGAAUCGUACUGGGCCUGCUAGCAGCGGCGUUUGGCAGCACAGCAGCAGGAGGGCUCGCGAGAGACGAUCCCGUGGUGACGGUGAAGAACGGCAGUUACGAGGGCUUAUACCUUGCGGGAUUUGAGCAGGACGCCUUUCUUGGUGUACCGUAUGCCCAAGAUACCGGUGGACAGAAUCGGUUCCGCGUUCCGCAGUCCUUGAACGAGACGUGGAGCGGGACGCGGAGCGCGAAGGCUUAUGGCAACGCGUGCCCGGACUAUUAUCUAUCGGCCGAAGAACUGCAUGGCAUGAGCGAGAAUUGCCUUAGCAUCAAUAUCGUGCGACCGGCUGGAGUCCAUAACAGCGGCAGUAGUAACGAUAGCGCGCAGCGUCUCCCGGUGUUGCUAUGGAUCCACGGGGGUGCUUACCAAUACGGCGGUAGCGGACAGGCCGUGUAUAACCUCACGUACCUUGUACAGAAGUCCGUCGAAAUCGGCUCGCCCAUUAUUGGAGCUAGCAUCAACUAUAGAAAAGGUGGUUGGGGUAACAUGUACUCCGUGGAAAUCCAGGGAUCUGGAAACACCAAUCUAGCGCUGCGAGAUAUGCGCCAAGCGCUAGCCUGGGUACAAGAGAACAUCGAAGCUUUCGGAGGGGAUGCUUCAUCAGUGACGAUCUGGGGCCAAUCUGCCGGAUCAUUCGCCGUGGGUCAACUUUUGUUGAGUUACGGCGGACGAACGGACGGCCUCUUCCAUCGGUCUAUCCAGGAGAGCGGAAGUGCAACGACGGCCUGGUAUAAUGGGUCAGACUGGUACCAGCCUAUCUACGACAACAUCGUCAAACAGGCCAAGUGUGACUCGGUCCCAGAUUCGCUUGAGUGUUUGCGUACCCUCGACUACGAGACCAUAUACCCGCUCCUAAACUCGUCCAAUGUCGGAGGCCCAGGCUUUUACCCUACGGUCGAUGGUGAUGUGAUUCCGAAUUACCCAUCAGAGCUCCUGAGCACCGGUCGAUUCGCGCACGUCCCGCAUAUCUACGGGACGGUGUCAGACGACGGCACCGACAACGCCCCCUUCGGCAUCAACACCGAUGAAGAUUUGCGGAACUACCUGCUCCACCGCACAGGCUUCAAGUUCCCCGAAGCAGUUGUCGAUCAUAUCCUGGAGCUGUACCCAGACGACCCAACGCAGGGAGUGCCCAUCAACACAGGAUCGGAACGCUUCGCGGACAACGGAUGGCAGUACAAGCGGGUCGCAGCCAUCGUCGGCGACGUCUUCUACCACGGGCCGCGCCGCUUCGACGCGCAGAACUACGCGCCGCUUUCGCCGACGUACGUGUACCGAUUCAACACGCGGCCGUGGCAGAGCACGCUGGAAAACACGACGGCGCACGGCAACCCGUUCGACGGGGACGGGGGUCUGACGCCCGCCUACAAGGGCGUGGAGCACUUCAGCGAGGUGCCCUUCGUCUUCGCCAACCCGGCGAUGGUGGGCCCGUUGCCGGAGUACCACGAGCUGAGCGACCAGGUGAGCAGCCAGUGGAUACGGUUCGCGAGCACCGGUGAUCCGAACGGCCCGGGGCUGCCGCACUGGCCGCGGUACGACGAGUGCGAGGACGGGUAUAAUCUGGUUGUGCAGACGGAAGCGCAGGGUGGGACGUAUGUGGAGGAGGAUACAUACCGUCUGGCUGGACGCGAGUAUCUAACGCAGUGGGCGAGAAGGAGACACGUAUAAAGAGGUAGUAGGUACAUACCUACCUAACCUAUGGAAUCUCGUCUCUUAGAAUUCUUCCCAAGGAAGGCUUGGUUGUAGUACAUAACGUUUCUUACCUAUUUAAUGCUAGGGAUAGGGAUAGACUAUUUUCGUGAUUAGGAUGAAAGCCCCUAUUCAUUAAUACAAAGUUCGACUACCGAUUUUAGGUACUUUUAGUAUCUGCUAUUAGUAGUAGCUUCAUGCUGUUUGUUAGUUUGGGAUUCUAUCCGAUACCUGGCAUGAAAAUGAGAGAAGUCAUCUAACAAUAGUGAAGCCCUCAUGCGGUGCAACAUAAUCUACCAAUGCAAACCCGGUGUAUGUCAGAACCGUAAGCUGAGUUGCAAGUUGCUUGCUUACUAUAGGCUUAAAAUUGACCUGUAACAUCUUCGUAGUUGUGUUUCAUAGUUGUGCAAAUAGGCAGCACAGGCGGUCAACCGUUCAACUCCAAGGCAUCAACCACGGUUGAUGGACAGUAAAGUUU